Molecule: messenger RNA, 623 nt
Organism: Thrips palmi
Lineage: Eukaryota; Metazoa; Arthropoda; Insecta; Thysanoptera; Thripidae
Exons: 3
Source: RefSeq, a predicted model, not a curated record
GCCGUGGCGCGCGGCCGCACGCUGAGAAACCGCGUGUUGGGCCAGUCGUGGUGCUCGGCCGGCCAGUGCCCCGUGUCCGCCGCGCUCACGCUGUCCAACACCACGGCUAGACUCAACGGCCGGAAGGUCGGGCAGGGCGAGGCCGUGGUGGCCUGCCUGGACUGCACCUUCAGCGCGGCCUCCGUGUCCAUUGUCGACGGCGAGGCCGUGUGCGCGUCGGCCAGCUCCACCAGCCUCCCGCGGGGCGUCUGCGCGGCCGUCUGCCAGGUGGACGGCGUGGACUGCGUCUGCUCGGCGGGCUGCUCGGGCGGCGAGCCGGCGGCCGACUCGAUGCAUUCGUACACGUACCAAGUGACGGCCGCCACCAGCGUCCGCGACCUGCUCGCCUACCUCCACCGGCUCAUGGUGCGCGUCCACAGCGCGGCCGAGCACCUCAACCUCUCCGUGCAGCUGGACGUGCCGGCGCGGUCGCGCCUCGUGCGCGCCAACAUCGAGAAGCGCUUCGGCAAGGAGAAGGCCAAGGCCGUGCCGCUCGUCUUCCCCGGCGGCGCUGGCAACUCCAUGCCCAUGGCCGCGUAGCGCCGCCUACCGCCGCCGCCGUUUAACAAGAACUUUUCACUUUA